AUGCAAUAUAUUAAGCAUUCCUUCGAACUGUUCUUCCACGAAUCUCAUCACCCCCCCAAGUCCACCAUGUACUCCCCACCGCUCGAGUAUCUCUUCCCCGCGCCAUCGCUUCCGCCGUCUCAGCUGGCCCCAGCCCACUUCCCUGGUGUUUCACCAAAGUCGACGGCCGCCCUUCAGAGGGUCUUGAAGGAUAACCACGCGAAAUGGCAUAUCUUCUUCAACGAGAUGCGAUUCCACAACCAUGCAGCCCAUCGGGCGGUCGCUUCGUGGGCCCUCGGUGCGGACGCUGGAGCGAUCCAAAAGGGCUACGAACUCGACUGCCACUACGAGAAGCCGGCGUUCGAGUCACCUGGGGCCAUCAGGAGCGAUAACUUCUACGAGCACCUGGGAGACGACAAGUAUUACAAUGCUUACAUGCAGUUCCUUACGCAGUUUAUCAAAGAGAAAGGCGUCGCGGCAGCUUUGGAGGAGUUUGUCUUCUCGCGCAAGGCGAACGUAGGGCCUAGUGCGAACAUUCCAACAGAGAAGCAGCCCCAGAUUCUCAGCCGCUUCUUCGCCGGGCUCCUUCAUCCCAUGAUCCAUGCAGGAUAUGGUGUAGAGUUCGGUCUCCCAGGCAUGGUCGUGGAAGGCAUCGCGCAGACGGUCGUGCAUAAUCCAACUCCUGGUCUUCUCACGUUGUUGGGGCUCUUUGAGGAUGAGCCUGGUGUUGGACACGACACAGGAGCGUCUCUUGCGAGCAGCUUCAGCGCCGCGAUGUCCGGACUAGGCUCUCCGUUCGGCAAGGUCCUGCCCCAAUCCACUUCAAGUUCUAAUGCCCCAGUAGCGGAUAGCGGCCCGCAUGCGCUGACUAUCCUCUCGCGCGUUCUCAGCGAUCCCAAGUUCGCCUCGCCUGGCUCUGCUGCAAUUGACGAAGACAGGAUAUUGUACGCGGCGCUCGAGAAUCAUGCGAAGGACGUCGCAGCGUACGCUAAUAUGUGGGUCGUCGAUCCCACGCGACUCGCUAAUGUGGAGGGCGAGUUGGAUAGGAAAAUCGAAGAGCUUGCAUGGGCUAUUUGUGUACUUUAUGGAGUCGCUGGAUGGACGGAUAUGAAACUCGGAGGAAAGGACGGAGAGGAUGCGAGAUUCAACGCCGAUUUCUUUUUCAUGCACCUUGUAACCUCGUCGAUCUUCCUCCCUUCGCUCUGUGCCAUUCUCUCGCCUACAUCCCAGGCGUGCCUGCUUAAAUCUUACCUCAUGUCAGCUCUUAUCUGGGCUGUCGCGCGUGGCCGCCCCCGUCUCGACGUCAAAGGCUUCGUUGCUGCUACGCAGGACGUCGUCGCCAUUCCCGGACUUCCAGCAUCGUUGAAAAGCAAAUCAGAGUCGGCGUCAGUGACCGGGGUGGAUGAAGAAAGCAAAAUAUGGUCGAGGAUCCUGGAUGAGGCCCGCGUACACCAGGACGAGCAUCUGACGAAGACAAUUCGGGCACUGGCUGGAUGGGCGGCGGUGUUUGGGACCAGGAAGGCGAGGGAGGCUCUCAAAGGAGGAGACACCGCAGGCACGGAGGUCGACUUGCAAAGUAUCAUAUCAUCUACCGAGCUACCUGGAUCCCAGUAUCUCGAUGGUGGAUUUUUCUUCCGUGCUGCUAUCUUGAUCCUCGGUCGCAUGGGCUGGGAUUUGGAGAAAGGUGACCAAAAGGAGAGGGAGGCGGAGGGGAGGGAGGGGAGGGGAGCUGCGUUCGAAAGAGAUGGUGCAUUCUGGGAUUUCAAAGGGUUUUAUGACCAGGACGGUCAAGCUACCAAGACCGACGGCACCAAGGGGUAA
Molecule: messenger RNA, 1800 nt
Organism: Cyclocybe aegerita
Lineage: Eukaryota; Fungi; Basidiomycota; Agaricomycetes; Agaricales; Hemipholiotaceae
Source: the annotation of a GenBank genome assembly